GAUCGCCGCAGACCCACUCCAGAUGUUCAAUAAUCAGUAGGAUUAUGGCGACGCAGCCAAGGAGCGUUUCAAAGUUAGAUACCAAUCAAAGGAAUAUGUCGCUUAAAUCAACAUGGAUCUUUGAGUCCUGCAAUAACUGUGUCCUGAUUCUAUACUAUAAGGAGGCGAAGUAACGUAUAACUUAUAUACGGCACAGAUAUCAAAACAUUUUUCAAUUAUUUGUAUGUGUUUGGUUUUAAUGUUGGUUUUGGUUUGAUCACAGCAUGCUUGAUACUUGUAAAUGACUGACUGCGUAUUGCGGAGCCCGCCCCCCUAGGGGGACCGGUUAAGCUUAAACGGACUAAUUAGGCGUUCCAUGGGAGACAGUGACGCUGCCUUAUCGUACUACUCGUCUGCAUCCCUAACCAGCAGUCUGCAGCGUGUAGCCAACUUCAUACAUCUGAAUAUUACAAGACAGACGAUUUUCCAUUUGAUGGAUCCAAUGGCUCCCUGGAUAUUGAUACUUUUUUCUAUUUACGGAGUUCUCAAUGGCCAAGAGACCAGAGACCCCAUCUCCAUGGAGGAUUGCUGUAAGGACGGGCGAGAAAGAGGCCAGGACAGCCAGGACUGCUCAGCCCUGCCCCUCAUCUCGGAGUCCACCACCUGCAGAAUAGCCCAGGAGCAGUGCUGUGCAGCAGUGCUGGAGGACACCAGCUGCACCAAUGGCAUAAACAUGGCCAAGGACCAAGGUGCCUGCGAGGCCCUCUUCACAGGGAGCACCUGUGAGUCAAAGACCGCCAAGAUGUGCUGCGACUGCUGCUUGCUAGGGAAGUCAGCGCAGGAGAUAGGCCUGACCUGCGACCUCAGCCUCUCCGUGGGCUACCAGUGCGGCCUGGUGUCCCGCGCCUGCUGCAGGCAUGGGAACCCUGAGGUGGAGGGGAACAGCACCCCAGGACAGCACCUCCACCGACGACCAGGCCAACGACACUCCACAGGGUCAGAGACACUAAUGCACCACAUGAGGCACUAUGCAAGAGUCUAUGGAUCGAGACGCCCCUCAGAAAAGGUACCUGACGAUUCAGACACCCCAGAACUUGACGACAUGUGCAAAGAGGCUAAGUGUAGUCAAAAGUGUGUAGGUAAUGGCACCUGUGUCUGUGAAGAGGGGUUCAAACUCAAACCAGAUGCGAAAAACUGUGAGGACAUAAACGAGUGCCUACUGGGAACGUACAACUGCCGGCACGGGGAGCGUUGCAUCAACAUGCUAGGCUCUUACCGCUGCCAGCGCGAGGUCAGCUGUGGCACAGGCUAUGAACUAACCAACAGCAACCAAUGCAAAGACAUUGAUGAAUGUGAGACUGGCACACACAACUGCCCUCCAGACUUUGAAUGCCAGAAUACUCCUGGGUCUUUCCGCUGUCGACCCAAAGUGAAGUGUGGACAAGGCUAUAUACAGGAUGCUCUGGGCAGCUGCAUAGACAUUAAUGAGUGCCUGAGCCAUAACGGGCCCUGUCCGACUGGACAAAUGUGCUUCAACACCGUGGGCUCCUACACCUGCCAGAGGAACUCUGUGAGCUGUGGACGUGGGUACCAUCUCAACGAAGAGGGAACUCGAUGUGUGGACAUCGAUGAAUGCAAGCAGCCUGAUGGCGCCUGUGCUGACCAUGGCUGCAUUAACCUUGUGGGCUCGUUUCGCUGUGAGUGCCGCGGUGGCUACAUUUUCAACAGCAUCUCCAGGGUCUGUGAAGACAUCAACGAGUGCAGGCACUAUCCUGGCCGUCUGUGUGCCCACAAGUGUGAAAAUAUUCUUGGGUCCUACAAGUGCAGCUGCACCACAGGCUUCAAACUCUCCAGUGAUGGCAGAAAUUGUGAUGAUGUUAACGAGUGUGAAAGCAACCCUUGUAGCCAAGAGUGUGCCAAUGUCUAUGGCUCCUACCAAUGCUAUUGUCGCCGUGGAUACCAGCUCAGUGAUGUAGAUGGCAUCACCUGUGAAGAUAUUGAUGAGUGUGCGCUUCCCACCGGGGGACACAUCUGCUCCUACCGCUGCCACAACAGCCCCGGGAGCUUCCACUGCACGUGUCCUGAGGGGGGCUACACACUGGCCCCCAACGGACGCAGCUGCCAGGAUGUGGAUGAGUGUUUGGCAGGGACACACACCUGCACAGAAUCAGAGAGCUGCUUCAACGUCCAGGGCGGAUUCCGCUGCUUGGCUUUUGAGUGUCCUCCCAACUACCGCCGCUCUGGGGAGACGACGAGGGUCGAACGAGCCGACACCAUCCGUUGCGUCAAGUCCUGCCAGGCUAACGACAUCGGCUGUGUCAUGGACCCAGUCCACUCAGUUUCCCACACUGUCAUCUCCCUGCCCACCUUCAGAGAGUUCACCAAAUCAGAAGAGAUCGUGUUCCUGAGAACCAUGUCGCCGGCACACUCACUGCCUCAACUGGGCUCCUCCGACAUUGUCUUCGACAUCCUGGAUGGGAACAUGCAGAGCUCCUUCGACAUCCUCAAGCGCUAUGAGCAUGGAAUGAUCGUGGGAGUCGUGCGUCAGGUGAAGCGCAUCAUCGGCCCGGUGGACAUCGUGUUGAAGCUGGCCAUGAACUACGUCUCGUCUGGGGUCGUCUCGCAUCGGAACAUUGUGAACGUCCACAUCUUUGUCUCGGAGUUCUGGUUCUAAAUGUGGAGACGCCCAAUCUCUCCCAUUACCAGUUCUAUUCGCACCAUCCCCUGGAGCACAUGCACCCACACAAUUAGGCAACUGCCAAAUAGCACGCACACAAAAGCACAGAACACGUUCACGUUUUUAAUUCACGUUCAACUUCACAAUAACACAUUAGAUGUCGAAAUGAAUGAGUUAGAGUGAUUAUUAUUUGCAUGCAACAUGUAUAAAGCUUGUUACGGUGGAAGAUAUGAGUUCUCCUAAAUCUGACCUGUUUGUGUUAAUGUGGUGAGAGAUCACUUGCUGCUUCUUUACUUUUCUUUUGGUUAGACACAGAACACAUCUUCUUGAUCUUUUAAGAUAUGCUAGGCCUUAAGUGCAUGCCUGUGUGAGCAUAUAUAAGCAUGCUUAGCAUGCGUGAUCAUGCUCAAGUUUAAGAUAUGGUGUGAACUACGAGGACUUCACAACAUUGGAAUGAUGAUAUGAAAAAGUUGAAUGUACCUGUAGUCCUUGGUUAUGAUGUGUUCACUCCAAUUGUAUUCAGUUACAUAUCACAAUUCAUUAUGGAGGGAUCAUGUGAUGAAUAAAAUAUUUGCUAUUUGACUUUUAA
Messenger RNA from Clupea harengus (Atlantic herring), 3245 nucleotides. RefSeq names its product fibulin 1 (gene fbln1). Bases 356 to 2653 code for a protein of 765 amino acids. Gene Ontology annotation, molecular function: peptidase activator activity; calcium ion binding. Lineage: Eukaryota; Metazoa; Chordata; Actinopteri; Clupeiformes; Clupeidae. Gene Ontology annotation, cellular component: extracellular region. Gene Ontology annotation, biological process: extracellular matrix organization. The transcript has 17 exons. The record is from RefSeq and is a predicted model, not a curated record.